Solenopsis invicta (red fire ant) is the source of this 1334-nucleotide messenger RNA. It is a transcript of the gene mRpL19, whose product is annotated as 39S ribosomal protein L19, mitochondrial. The transcript is spliced from 4 exons. Lineage: Eukaryota; Metazoa; Arthropoda; Insecta; Hymenoptera; Formicidae. Gene Ontology annotation, biological process: translation. Gene Ontology annotation, molecular function: structural constituent of ribosome. The record is from RefSeq and is a predicted model, not a curated record. Gene Ontology annotation, cellular component: mitochondrial large ribosomal subunit; ribosome. Bases 199 to 1104 code for a protein of 301 amino acids.
AAAAGGCCGGCAUGGCUGGGCAUAGCUGGGAGCUGGGCAUGGCGCAUGGCGCAUGGCCCAAAGAGGUUGUAUGCAUGGCCGCUCCUCAGAGGUUCUUCUUUGGUUCAGUGCUUGUGAGAUAAAUCUUUUUUUUAAAAACGAGAAAAAGAUUGUGCGUGUUUAUGAACAUCUAAAUGAAAAUAAUAUAAAAUUAAAGCGAUGGUUGUGAUUUCAAGAAUUUUUUCUCGUGGUUACGGCGGAUUAAGAGCAGCGAAAGUAUUACGUCAUGUAGUCAGAGCAAAUUCCUCCACGAUCGCCCAAGACUCUGUGCAAGAAUCGCAAAAUAACAAUAAAAUAGAACAAAAUGAACAGAAGGGAAUGAUCACAAAUAGAUAUAGAUUCAUGUAUCCAGAAUUUCUACCGGAUCCAGAUCCCAAAUAUCGCAACGCACUCCGAGAAAAGCUGGAGCGCAUGGAUAUGUUGGCAAGGCGCUCGCACAUAGCAAUACCUGAAUUUUAUGUCGGUUCCAUAUUAGCCGUAACUUAUUCCGAGCCACAUGCUCCUGGAAAAGUCAACAAAUUUGUUGGCCUGUGUAUCCAGAGGGAAGGAUGUGGUUUAAGGUCUACCUUUCUCUUGAGAAACGUGGUCGAUAAUCAAGGAGUUGAAGUGCUUUAUGAAUUAUAUGAUCCUGCAAUACAAAAGAUAGAAUGUCUUAGGCUUGAGAAAAGAUUGGAUCCACAUCUACGAUAUUUGCGAGAUGCACCAGCAGAACAUAGUACCUUUCCUUUUGACAUGGAGUCAGAAUAUUUGCCAGAAGGUGCACCAAUACCUGUAAAUGAGAUCAAAGUUCAGCUCAAUCCUCAACCAUGGUUGGAGAAAUGGGAACGUCAAGGGUUGAAAGGUGUGACAAAUUUAGAGCUUAGAGAGAAGCAAAUUAGAAAAGCCAAGGCUGCGGAAAAGCCUUGGGAAAAAUAUGAUCUUAUGAAGAAAUAUCGGGAAACCAUCCCCGAGGAGGAUCAAAAUGAGAUAUUUAAUGAAGUGUAUGCAAAGUUAUACGAAAUAGAAGUGACUAAACAAAGGCAAAAACAUAAGAAACCUUUCAUACGACCAAAGAAAACUGGGUGAACUUCUGAUUAUGUACAGUAUUUUUUAAUUCAUAUAUAAGAAAAUAGAAAUAAAUAUAUAAGAAAAUGAAAUAAAUAUAUUCGUUUUUUGUUACACUUCUGUAUAUCUUUGUAAUGAGCCGUUGCAUUAAUACCGUACAAUUGUAAUCAUUAUAGGAAAAAUUAGAAUUUUACAACUAUCGAAUUUAAACAAAUAUACAUACAAUUAAACAUAAGAACAACAAAUUAUAA